AGCUAAAAUGAUGUCGUCAACUGCUGGAGGCGAAGUGUCCAUUAAUUCCGGCGAUCUUCUCCUUGGAACUCUUUCCACUUCGAUUACAAAGCUUGAGCAACAGAUUCGAGCGACUCAGUUGUCUCAAAAGAAACUAAAUUCAGAUUGUGAAACAAUGGCAGAGUACCUUCGAGACCUGAGCGAAUACAAGCAGCCUGUGGACUUGCUCCCCUACGUCGGAAAACUAAAUGAUUCUACAAUUCGAGUAAAUAAUACACAUCAGAAACUCGACGAUCUCCUCGAACGUCUCACAAAACUCCAGCGGCAGAUUGCUCGGGAAACAUAUAAAAAGAAGAACUCAAUUAAAGAACAAGAGCCGCCAGUUCAGCCAGAAAACUAGAAAUAUCAAGAAGAAUAUGACCUUCGCCCCUCUCGCGUCUCUGAAAAUUCACUUAUCACCUAACAAUUUUUCUCCAAAAUCACACCAUUUUCCCCAUUUGAAUGUAUGAAUAUUCCACUCACCAUCCGCUUCUAGUCAUUGUUUUUGCCAUUUUUCUACUUAAAACAAUAACAUAAACGAGUUUUUUGUGUGUUGAUUAACUUUCUCCAAUUUGAACACUAAACCCUGUCUGAUGCGGCAAACUUUUCCUAUUUCUUUUCGGCAGCUGUUUGUCUAUUUUCAUAUAAUCUUAUCAAUCGAAAGUUUUGCACUUUUGUGAUAAGAAACUUUGAUAA
This is a messenger RNA of Caenorhabditis elegans, 714 nucleotides long. RefSeq names its product SNAPIN protein homolog (gene snpn-1). Gene Ontology annotation, cellular component: BLOC-1 complex. The transcript is spliced from 3 exons. NCBI's taxonomy places the organism in Eukaryota, Metazoa, Nematoda, Chromadorea, Rhabditida, Rhabditidae. Gene Ontology annotation, biological process: intracellular protein transport. The coding region runs from base 11 to 379 and encodes 122 amino acids. The record is from RefSeq and is marked reviewed.